AACUAUGUAAGUAAAUUAAUUGGGCGGCAGAAUCCCAUAAACCCCCCCACUUCCAUACAAUAUAACUAUGUAAAUUAGGAAUCAAAAAAUAAUGUUCAAUCGAAGAUACCAUCAAAUAGGUCCCAACGCCCCAAGCCGGCUACUAAGCACUUGUCCUUGCCCUAAAUUGGCGUACUUUUCUAUGAGAACUACCCACCAAUCCGACAUAUACAAAAUCCAAACAUCAAUCCUCUAUAAAUCCUACAUUACACAAGAUGAACAAACUACAAACAAACUAGCACAUUAGCCUUAAGCAGACCAACUUCUUGAAGAUGUCCCUCCAAAAAUUGUGGACGGCCACCGUGGAUGGAGUGGCCGGACUUCCUCCGCCCCAAAACCCUAAACCCGGCUACGAUCAUCAAACCGGAAUAUACCAUUCAACCCAUCAAUUUGGUGACAACCACAAAAUUCCUACUAGACCAGACCUUGACAUAGCCACAUUUGUUCUAUCCCAGUUCCCUCAGCCAGAGCAGGCCGUGUCACGAGUUGCAAUCGUUGACUCGGCUACUAACCGGCGAGUCACUUAUGGUGAACUGAAUCAAUCAAUUCGUGCCCUCGCAUCCGGCUUGUACCAUGCACUUGGGGUUCGAAAAGGAGAUGUGGUGUUUGUUCUAUCUCCAAACACGGUCUUGUACCCAACUAUCUGUCUUGCUGUGUUCUCUAUUGGAGCAAUACUGAGUCCAGCCAACCCACUAAACACUGAGUCAGAGAUAGCAAAACAAAUGACUGACUCGGGUGCUAAAUUAGCUAUUGUAGCACCAGAGGAGCUUCACAAGCUGUCAAAAACGGGCGUGAAUACGAUAAUACAAACGUCUCAUACACCAAAUGAUGAUUUACCAUCAAUUGAAGAACUAAUAGAGUGUUGUGACUCGGGCGAGCUUCCAGAAACCCAGUUGACUCAGUCUGAUACUGCUGCUGUACUAUACUCUUCAGGCACAACUGGUACAAGCAAAGGAGUGAUAUUAACACAUGCUAACUUGAUAUCAAUCGUGACACUACUGAAGUGGUCUGUGGACAAGACAUCGUCACAAAAUGACGUCUUUUUGUGCUUCAUUCCAAUCUUUCAUGUCUAUGGAUUGGCAUUUUUUGGGCUAGGACUGUUCAGUUCUGGGAUUACUACAAUUCUGAUGAAAAAAUUUGACUUAGAAGGAAUGUUAGAUGCAAUAGAGGCUCAUCAAGUAAACAACAUACCUGCUGUGCCUCCAGUGAUACUUGGACUGGUGAAGUCUGCAAGUAAGGUUAAGCGUGACUUGUCGUCGCUGAGGAGGGUUGGGAGUGGGGCUGCACCAUUGAGUAAGGAAUUGGCUGAUAGCUUCAAGGAGAGGUUUCCAUGGGUGCAGCUCAGGCAAGGGUAUGGACUAACCGAAAGCUCCGGGGCAGCGACAUUUUUCGUGUCCGGUGAAGAGGCAAGGGCGCAUCCUGGUUCGUGUGGGAAGUUGAUGCCAAGUUUUUGUGCUAAAGUGGUGGAUGUUGAAACAGGAUUGGCACUGCCACCAUGUAGGGAAGGAGAGUUGUGGAUAAAGAGUCCUACUAUAAUGAAAGGGUAUUUGGGGAAUAAAGAAGCAACAAUGGCAACUCUUGAUUCUGAUGGGUGGUUAAAGACUGGAGACCUUUGUUGUUUUGAUGAAGAUGGGUUUCUGUAUAUUGUUGACAGGAUAAAGGAGCUCAUCAAGCAUAAUGGAUAUCAGGUGGCUCCAGCAGAAUUGGAAGCAGUACUUCUGAAUCAUCCCCAAGUUCUCGACGCAGCAGUUAUACCGGUUGAAGAUGAAGAAGCAGGACAAAUACCAAUGGCAUAUAUUGUGAGAGCUGCUGAUUCUGAACUGAAUGAAGACCAAGUUAUUCAAUAUGUUGCCUCCCAGGUAAGGAAAUUCACUUGCCUUGUUUGCUUUGUACAUUGCAUUCUUCCUAUAUCUGCAUAUAAACUUGAGAAAAAGUUAAUAUGCACACCAAAACUUUCAGGUGGCUCCAUACAAAAAAGUGAGAAAGGUGGGUUUCAUCAGCACCAUUCCAAGGUCAGCUGCAGGCAAAAUUUUGAGGAAAGAGCUGGUUUUGCUAAGCCAACCAAAAUGCCUCUCCAAGUUGUAACAAUUGUAUUCAUUCUGCUCUACUUUGGCUCAGCAAAAGCAAUAUAUAAACAAGCAAUGAAUCAAUCCCUACAUUUCCCAAAACUACAAACAUAAAUGGCACAGAGUUGCUUGCAGAAAUGGCAUAUUUCCAGGACUACAUCAGAAAUCAGAUAGAGAAAACCUUAUUUUGUCUUCUACUUUGUUAGGCAGUGAAGAAACUAUGGCAAGUUUUCUCCUUCACUUGGUUUUCUUUAACUAAUAUUCACGAGUAUGAAAAGUUUGGAGAUUCUACCGUUUCUUGUAGCUAAUUCAAUUUAAGAAGGAUUUUGGCAAGUAUCAAGAAUGCUUACCUCUGCUUUCAAUGUCAAACUACUAAUACAAUAGUAAGCAAUUUCUUAAG
Messenger RNA from Tripterygium wilfordii, 2505 nucleotides. Its product is annotated as 4-coumarate--CoA ligase-like 5. The transcript has 3 exons. Gene Ontology annotation, molecular function: CoA-ligase activity. NCBI's taxonomy places the organism in Eukaryota, Viridiplantae, Streptophyta, Magnoliopsida, Celastrales, Celastraceae. The coding region runs from base 312 to 2219 and encodes 635 amino acids. The record is from RefSeq and is a predicted model, not a curated record.